AUGAGCGCCCACGGGUCCCCACCGGUAGCCCCGCAGCUCUGCUUCCCCACUGUGAACGGGUCCUGCGUGAAAACCCCCUACACGCCUGGCCCCCGGGCGCUCCUCUACGCGGUGUUCGGCUGUGGGGCUGUGCUGGCCGUCUUAGGAAUCCUGGUCGUGGCUUCCAUCCUGCACUUCAAGCAGCUGCACUCACCCACCAACUUCCUCAUCGCCUCUCUGGCCUGCGCUGACUUCUUGGUGGGAGUCACCGUGAUGCCCUUCAGCAUGCUCAGGUCCGUGGAGAGCUGCUGGUACUUCGGGACGAGUUUCUGCACUUUCCACACAUGAUGUGAUGUGGCAUUUUGCUACUCCUCUCUCUUCCACCUGUGCUUCAUCUCCGUGGACAGGUGCAUGGCCGUUACCGACCCCCUGGUCUACCCCACCAAGUUCACGGUGUCUGUGUCAGGCAUUUGCAUCGCUGUCUCCUGGACUCUGCCGCUGGUGUACAGCGGUGCCGUGUUCUACACCGGGGUCUAUGACGAUGGGCUGGAGGAAUUAACCAGUGCCCUCGACUGCGUAGGACGCUGCCAGGUAGAUGUAAAUCAGAACUGGGUGUUGAUUGAUUUUCUGUCCUUCUUUAUACCUACCCUAGUUAUGAUGACUCUGUAUAGUCAUAUUUUCCUUGUGGCUAGACAGCAAGCUAAAAAGAUUGAGAACGUGGGUAACAAAGGGGACUCAUCCUCCGAAAGUUACAAAGCCAGAGUGGCCAAGAGAGAGAGAAAAGCAGCUAAAAUUUUAGGCAUCACGGUGGUAGCCUUUAUGGUCUCCUGGUUACCGUACAGCAUUGAUUCAUUAAUUGAUGCUUUCAUGGGCUUCAUCACUCCCGCCUACAUUUAUGAGAUCUGUGUUUGGUGUGCUUAUUAUAACUCAGCCAUGAAUCCUUUAAUCUAUGCUCUAUUCUACCCAUGGUUUAAGAAAGCUAUUAAAGUUAUUCUCAGUGGGCAAGUUUUCAGGAACAGUUCAACAAUCAUGAAUUUAUCCGCAGAAUAA
This is a messenger RNA of Cavia porcellus (domestic guinea pig), 1029 nucleotides long. Its product is annotated as trace amine-associated receptor 6-like. Gene Ontology annotation, biological process: G protein-coupled receptor signaling pathway. Gene Ontology annotation, cellular component: membrane. Gene Ontology annotation, molecular function: trace-amine receptor activity. NCBI's taxonomy places the organism in Eukaryota, Metazoa, Chordata, Mammalia, Rodentia, Caviidae. The record is from RefSeq and is a predicted model, not a curated record.